Paramuricea clavata is the source of this 1862-nucleotide messenger RNA. The record is from the annotation of a GenBank genome assembly. Lineage: Eukaryota; Metazoa; Cnidaria; Anthozoa; Malacalcyonacea; Plexauridae.
AUGGCCGCUGUGUUCACAGAAGCUCAGUGGAAUUUAGCAUUUGAAGAGGUCAAAAGUCAAUUUAAAUUGCCAAACAUUCUACCAGAACAAGAAAAAUCAAUUAGAGAAUUUUUCAAGGGGAAAAAUAUAUUUGUAAACUUGCCCACGGGUUAUGGUAAAUCACUAAUUUAUCAGUGUCUUCCAAUUAUAAAUGGCGCGCCUCUUCAUGCGAAGCCUCGUGGAUCGAGUGUUAUUGUUGUCAUUUCGCCUUUGCGAUCUCCGAUGGAUGAUCAAGUUUUAUAUCUGAAUAAUCUCUGUAUUCCAGCCAUAGCCAUUACAAACGACGAUGAUCCAGAAAUCAUCCAGCAAGUUUUAAAUGGGUAUUACAUUGUCGUGUUUGGCUCACCUGAGGCAUUCUUUACUUGGAGAGGAUUAUUUAUGUCUGAAUUAAAGGAAAUGAUAAUAGGGGUCGCUAUUGAUGGGGCACACUGCAUAACACAAUGGUAUGUUAAUGAACUGUUCCUUCAAUAUUAUGUUAAUUAAUCAUAUCUCUGUUUUCGUUACUGAGUUAUUAUAAAGCGGUAUAUGAUAUAGUUUUUCGAAGGAAACUUCAAAUUCAUCCUCUUUUUCACCAUAUUUGCCUUGGCCAUAAUAUUAGGAUCAAAAUUGCAUAGCGUUUGAGUUAAAUAUAUAACAUUGGGUUUAUCUUACUUGUGAAAUGGUGGUACAAUAUCAUGAAACCUGUAUAUAGUAUAUGGUAUGAGAUUAAUAUAAUGUUAUAUUGUUACUUUGUAGGGGUUUAUACACAGGGAAAAAGAUCCCUUUUAGAAAGUGGUAUGGCUGUCUCGGUGAAAUGAGAUCACUGAUUCCAAAACAAUGCCGCCAGAUCAUGAUUUUGACAGCAACUGCAACAAAAGCUACAAAACUGCAAAUCAUAGAUACUCUACAGUUGUCAUUUGAUGAUGUUAAAAUGAUUGCAAAGAGCCCGGACAGACCCAAUAUUUCCUAUGUAGUAAAUUAUUUGGACAAAAAUUAACCGAUCGAGGCAGCGUUUUCAUCUUUAAUUUGCGAGAUGAAAUCAAGUGAUGUUACAACACCCAGAACUAUAAUUUACUGUCAGACACGAAAACAAUGCUCAGUUAUUUUCCGUGUGUUUGAAAUUUUCUUGGGUAAGCACAUGUUUUAUGGCAAGUCGUUUUAUGAAAUGUACCAUGCAGGAAGCCCUUCAUCAGUGAAGGAACAUGUUCUGGAUAAUAUGGGCAAAGAUGAUGGCCAUAUUCGAAUUCUGAUAUCUACUGUGGCAUUUGGAAUGGGUGUUAACUGCAAGUUGGUGAGAAGAAUUGUACAUUUUGGUCCUUCAAAAUCUGUUGAACUUGUACAUCCAGGAAUGUGGUCGUGCUGGGAGGGAUGGUUUACCAAGUACGUGUGUGCUUCUAUUCAAUGGUCUCUUGUCUGUCCAUUGUGAAAAAGAUAUGACGCAGUAUUUUCAACUUGAAGAAUGUAGGCGAAAAUGGCUAAUGCAUCAUUUUGGUGUCAGUUGUAACCCUUCGCAAUUCCAUAACUUGCAUGAAUGUUGUGAUAUUUGUGCUAGUCAGUUUACAUGUGAGACUGACAACUGUGCUGAGUUUUGGAGUCCAAGCCUAGGAAACAUAAAUGUACCACUGUCUCUUACUACAUCUGAUGAUCCAAAAAGUACAACUACUAGAAAUGUUACCAAAGAGGAUAAGGAGUAUUUAAGGAAGAAGCUUGUUGAAUACCACCAAGAUCUGAUCAAGCAAAUGAACAUCGACAAAAUGGCCACAUGCCCAAACCACAUCCUAGAAUUCAACAACUUUCAUAUUAAUGAAGUUAUUGAAAGCUGUCAUAAACUAUUUACUAUAUAG